Molecule: messenger RNA, 291 nt
Organism: Parnassius apollo (apollo)
Lineage: Eukaryota; Metazoa; Arthropoda; Insecta; Lepidoptera; Papilionidae
Source: the annotation of a GenBank genome assembly
AUGCAGAUCCAGGGCAUCUUGCAGGAUAGCGAAAUUGGUGACCUCGAUGUCAUGAGUGAAAAAGCUGAUGCCGCCAGCAUCUCGUCAACUAGUGGUUCAGAAAAUGAAGUCGAAAAUAUUUCUACUGCUUCUGAAGCUUUUACAUGCUUAGAUACUGCUUUGCGAUGGUUUCAAGCUCAAGAUGAAAGCGACCAGUAUCAGACAUCUGUCCUGAAAAAAGUGCGUGACUUAGCUGCGUGUAAGAGGGCAGGUUCGCUUCGACAGACCAAAGAUAAGAACUUUAAACGUUAA